Leishmania mexicana MHOM/GT/2001/U1103 is the source of this 1368-nucleotide messenger RNA. Its product is annotated as putative RNA binding protein. Gene Ontology annotation, molecular function: RNA binding. Lineage: Eukaryota; Euglenozoa; Kinetoplastea; Trypanosomatida; Trypanosomatidae. The record is from RefSeq and is a predicted model, not a curated record. Bases 1 to 1368 code for a protein of 455 amino acids. The transcript has a single exon.
AUGGCGGACUCUUCGUGCACGUCUGCUACUGCCGCUGCGGCGGCUACCGCGGCCCCCGCCUUUGACUUCCAGCCUCUCCAGAAGAGCAAUGUCGACCUCUUUGCUCCGGCGCCGCAGGUGAAGAAGCUCACUCGGCGUGAGAAAGACAAGAUGCUGCGCGAACUGGAGGUGAAGCGAGCCAAAGAGCGCGCCGUCGAUGACGCCAAGGACGCGGGCGGCAAGGGUAGGAAGGCGCAGCCGAGGCAGAGCAACAGAAGUGCCGCGGUGGCCGAAGUGGUGCGCGCUGCCACCUCCUCCUCGUCCGGUGACGCCAACGGUAUGAGAAGUAAGGGUGAGAGGAAGAAUGGGCUCUUCGAGACGGUUUUCGACACAAAGGAGGUGGAACAAGAGCUCGCCGCCCAGGAGGAUCGCCGCAACCGGAAGCGCUCGAAGAAGCAGGUGCUCCGACAUGCACUGCACUCCAACGAAGAGGAAGACGCACGCACUGUCUUCGUGGGCAACCUGCCCAACACUAUCCACAAGCGCGAUGUGGAGAAGAUUUUCAAGUCGUGCGGCAGCAUCACGGCGGUCCGCAUCCGCUGCCAGGCGCUAGAGGAGCUCGACGAGAAGCACCAAAAUAUGGGUCGUGCCGUGCGGGUACUGCGCGGCGAAAUCAAGAAGGACGCGAAAUACAGUGCAACGGCCUACGUCCUCUUCGACUCAGCCAAAUCUAUCGCAUCCGCCCUGGAAAAGAACGGGCUGGUCUUCCACAGCCGCCACCUGGUCGUGACGACAAUGGACGUCGAGAGCCGUGCGUACCCGCCAGAGACAUCCAUCUUCCUCGGCAACGUGGCCUACAACACGACGGAGGAGGAUGUGUGGAGCUUCUUUCAGGAGCACGGCAUCGCAGAUGUGAAGCGAGUCCGCCUGGUGCGGGAUCGCGAGACAGGCGACUGCAAGGGCUUCGGUUACGUUGAGUUCAUGCACGCCUCAUCUGUCCAACCUGCCAUAGAGACCCGCGGCGACAAGCUUAAUGGGCGAGAACUGCGCAUCGUGCACGUUAACAAGUCAAAGGAGGUGAAGGUGGCGACGAAGAACCGACGCGAGAAGCGACGCGGUGAGCACGCCGGCGGCCGUGGCGGCGCAGAGGAGCGCAAGCGAUCGCGCAGCGGAGGCGACGGUGACGGUGGCAGUAGAGACAGCCAAGGCUACUCCAACUUCAAGAAACCGCGCACCGAGUCCGGCCUUCCUUCGUGGGCGGGUUUAACGACAAACCCGCGGCGCAAGAUGCCGAAGGAUCUGCGGCCGCUUGUAGAGGGCAAGGUAGAGUUCAAGCCGCGCGGCCCACGCGCGCCGGUGAAGCGCAAGACACGCAACCCAGAGAAGUAA